AUGGAGCCUUGGUAUGAGGCUCUACGGGACAAGUUCAGUAUGCCUACUACCGAGGGUAGACGCAUAUAUAAUAGUUUGGGAUACUUAUUGGACGGCGUUUAUGACCGACGUGACCCCGACGAGUUUCUACAGGAUGGAAUUGUCUAUGGCCAAGAAGCCUAUGUCCCUGACACCCCAACCGAGCAGACGACUAUGGCAGAAUUCAGUCGCCAAGUCAAUCAGCGUAAGAACCAAUGGUUCGCAAGCUACCAGCGAGUGAGUAACUCUAGCCGUCGCGGCCUCAGGAAUCGGGAUACUAGUCGCACCAGACGGCCACUCAGAGACACUGAAGCCAACAAUUCAAACCGCAGACAGGAUCGCCGUGAUUACCGCCAACCAGAUGAGAAGCUUGAACGUCGAGGGUAUGCAAACCCUCGUGACCGUGAUGAUCGGCGUCGAGACGACCGCCGUAACCGAGACGUCCGUGCCAAUCGGGAAGAUCGCCGCGACCGGCGCGACCGACCUGAUCAACCUAGCUGGAAUCGGCGCAUUGAACCUACUCGACGUGAUCGACGCGAUGACCAGGACAUUGCCCGACCUUACCGAGACGACCGAGAAGAGACUCGUAAGGCCAGAGCCUACCGAACAGAAGCCACCGACGAGUCAUACUCAUCAGUGAUGAUCCCUACUCCGACUCUGAUUACCAACAGGCGCAUUUUCACCACCGGAACGUGA
Messenger RNA from Penicillium maclennaniae, 714 nucleotides. RefSeq lists its product as uncharacterized. The record is from RefSeq and is a predicted model, not a curated record. The transcript has 2 exons. NCBI's taxonomy places the organism in Eukaryota, Fungi, Ascomycota, Eurotiomycetes, Eurotiales, Aspergillaceae. The coding region runs from base 1 to 714 and encodes 237 amino acids.